This is a messenger RNA of Cetraspora pellucida, 1242 nucleotides long. The record is from the annotation of a GenBank genome assembly. Lineage: Eukaryota; Fungi; Glomeromycota; Glomeromycetes; Diversisporales; Gigasporaceae.
AUGACUUCAACGAAAACUGAUCCAAUUGACGAUAUAGAAACCUCUGUAAUUUCGACUCUUCCUUCAAUUAAUACUUCUCCUCGUUCUUCAAUCUUUCAAUCUUUCUCUCCUCGUACAUCUGUUCCUUCUUCUCCAAUUGGUCACCAAAGAAUGAAUAGUUCGGAAACAACCUCUUCUUCUUAUCGUGACUCUGGUUAUUUCAGAGAUACCUUGACAAGAGAAAAUAUGAGUGCUCAAAGAACUAUUAAAGAAUUAGAAAAGAAAGUUGCCGAUCUUACUAUCGAAAUUGAACGUUCAAAAAGUGAACAUCAAGAAUCAAUCGAUUUAAAUAGAACUCAUGUUAGAAGAAUUAAACAAUUGGAAACUGAGUUGUCUCAGGUUAAGAUUGUUAAUAAAACCAUGUUGGAAGAUAAUAAAAAGCAUCAAUCUAUGUUGAAUGAUAAGGAUUCCGAGAAUGAAUUGGCAAAGAAUGCCGCUUUGGGUAAUAAAAACAUUUCCGAUUCUUCCGAUUUGGAUGUUGAAAUUAAUCAUUCUGGUGUCUCGCUUGUUGGAGAACGUGUUCACAAAGAAUGUGAUCAUACUUUAAUUGAAGAACUUCAAAAUGAAAUCAAGAUCCUUAAAGAUGAUAACCAGUCAAUGAAUCAAUAUAUUCAAAAAAUGUUAAAUCGUAUAAUGGAAGUGGAUGGAUUUGAAGAAACUUUGGCUACAAACUGGUCUCCCGAAUCGCAUCAAAAAAAACUUUCAAAAGCCAACGAUCGAGUUUCAAAUCCAGUAUCACCAACAAGUCCAAUUACUUCUAACGAUUCUUUAAAACAACCUCCUCCUUCAAGACCACGUAAUAAUUCUUUGUCAGAUUUUAAAUUCCCUUCAAAUUCUUCUGUUAACCCCUCGUCAUCUCCCACCUCUACGACUUCUAAAUUUUCUCUUACUCCCCUUACUACUACCUUAAUUAAUUCUCUCUCUUCUCCAACUUCAAAAGAUGAGAUAAUAGAUGAUAAAAAUUCUGCUGUGCCUACUACAAGGAAAUUGCAUACUAGUGAUGAUUAUUCUGCUGUUAGUCAACGUCCAUCUGCCAAUGUUCCUAGACGUUCUCAAACUAUGAACAAUGGUUCUAAUAAAAGAUUUAGCAUAUUGAAAUGGGGUUCCUACGCCUUUGGUACUAAUGCUGCUGCUUUGGCUGCUGCUAAAAAGGAGGAUCCAAGAAUGAAACCAAUUUUACUCGUUGAAAAAAAUCGUGAAUAA